Messenger RNA from Giardia duodenalis, 3201 nucleotides. Its product is annotated as Kinesin-5. Gene Ontology annotation, molecular function: ATP binding; microtubule binding; plus-end-directed microtubule motor activity. The transcript has a single exon. Gene Ontology annotation, biological process: microtubule-based movement. Bases 1 to 3201 code for a protein of 1066 amino acids. The record is from RefSeq and is a predicted model, not a curated record. NCBI's taxonomy places the organism in Eukaryota, Fornicata, Diplomonadida, Hexamitidae.
AUGACUAGCGCUGGGAAUCAAGCCGGUCCAACCGCUUCCGGAAAGGAAGUUAACAUAGCGGUAGUAGUGCGUGCACGGCCUCUGAACACACGCGAGGUUGCUCACAGUUCUAAGUCGGUGGUCCGGAUUAACACGUCUGCUAAUGUUAUCGAGAUCAGUCAGCAAAAUAGACAGCAAGCAAAGACUUAUUUCUUUGACAAAGUAUUCGACGAAACCGCCAGCCAAGAGUUCUUUUAUAGACAAGUCGUAUCUCCAGUAGUCAAGGACUUCCUCGAUGGAUUUAAUUGUACUCUCUUUGCUUACGGUCAGACAGGAACAGGGAAAACAUAUACAAUGAUAGGUGAUCAAGGGCAUUUUACGGGGGACCGGAGGGUAAAAUACGUCGAUUUUUCCACCAUCCCUCACGCAGGCAUGAUACCCAGGGUAAGUAAUGAGAUUUUCUCUGUGCUUGAUAGUCAAAAUGCAGAUUACCAAGUUCGCGUUUCGCACAUGGAGGUCUAUUGUGAAGAAAUCUAUGACUUACUCAAAGAUUCAUCUGACGAGCGAGAGGCGCUUAAACUUUUCGAAGAGCGGUCUUCAUACGGAGUUACUCCAAAAGGUCAUAGAGCAGAUGAGGCUAAAGAAUCCAAAGACUCUACUGCCCUGCCCUCCACCAACCUUCUUCAACCAGGGGACAAAGCAGGUGGAAGACUCGUUAUUUUGGGCCUUGAGGAGGUUCUUGUCAAAUCUCCUGGGGAGAUCAUGUCUCUUUUGAUUAAGUCGACCGAGAAUCGACGCGUGGCAGAGACUAAGAUGAAUUCCAGCUCAUCACGCUCUCAUUCCAUCUUCACUAUAUGUCUAAUUGUAAAGGAAACGGCGCCUUCUUCUAAUAACAAUACCGAUAUCGAUGUCAUACGUAUUUCGAAGCUGAACCUUGUGGACUUGGCAGGUAGCGAAUCAGCCGGUAAAUCGGGUGCAUCAGGAGAUCGCCAGCAAGAAGCCAGUAAGAUAAAUAAGAGCCUUCUUACGCUUGGCCGUGUCAUCAACGCUCUCACAGAGACAAAGCAGCAUAUUCCGUACAGAGAGUCUAAGCUGACCCGUCUACUACAGGAUUCACUCGGUGGCCGAACAAAGACAUGCAUAAUUGCGACCAUUACCACAGCAGACCUGGCAUUAGACGAAACCACUAACACCCUAGAGUACAUGUCAAGAGCUAAGAAGAUCAAAAAUCUACCAGAGGUGACCACGAAGAUUAGCGGCAAAUCCGUAUUGAAGGAAUACUCCCUGGAGAUAAAGCGCCUACGGGAGCUGCUCUCUGCUCAAAAGGAUGCUCAGGGAGGAAUCUUUCUUACCGUUGAAAACUAUGACGAGAUGAAUGAGGCGGCGCGCGUUAACAAGGCCCAGAUCGCAGACCUAGAAGCGCGGAUACAGCAAGCAACUAAGGAGAUGGAGCGAGUCACCGCACUGUUGGUUUCAGGGGAGCAGAAGGUCGAGAAGCUGAAGCUAGCUUUGAAUAAGACGGUAGAAAAGGUGAAUGAGCUCCACGAGGAGAAGUGUCGGCUUUAUGAGAAGAUUGUUCUUGGUCGUGAUAAAGAAAAGAUUAACGCAGCACAGCUGGAUCACCUUAGGGCUAACGGGGCCUCUCUCAUUCUUGAAAAUGUAUUUGGUCUAGAUUCUCUUCGUCACAUGAUUGAUAAGAGCGGGAUUUCCUCUGCGAUAAUAGAGAUAGAGAAAACCGUAUCUGCUUGCAAGGCAGAGCUCUCACUCUUCUCAAAAGCCCUUACCCAGGUCCUAGAUGAGCAUAAGAGGAACUUAGAUGGUGGCUUGGAAAAGCUGUUGGAGAAGCUUAUGGUUCCUGUUCUCAAAAGCUCUGCAGAAGUGCUUGGUACAAGCAUUCCAGGACUUUUAGAGACAGACUUAUUGGGGAAGUUGUCGUCUGAGAUGAAAAGCCAUCUUAUGGAGGAGGCACGACAAGGAUUAUCUUCCUUUAUUGUUAAUCCUCAAAUCGAGCUCCUUCGCAAGCUGACAGAAGGGUCUACUGCAUCCCUGGGCUUACUUGAUAACUUGUCUAGUGCGCUCGAUAAGUCUUCCGAAUCGGUUCAGUUGCUACUGCAAAAUAUCUUAGCGCAGAUUCAGGUUUUUGCUGAGAAGGAAACAGCAUUUCUUUCGGGGCUGGAUUCAUUUCUAGCAAGAGAAGUGGAGCAUCGUACGCACGCACUGGUCUCUAAUCUGGAGAAACAGCUGCAAGCCGCGCACAAAAGUGUUCUUUCGGAGUUUACUGAAGUGCUAAGAUCUAGUACUCAGGAGUUGAAGGACAGUCUCGCUAAUCAGUGCAAUACUCAACAUGGUCGGAUCGGCGUACUGACAGAUACUGUCGACACAUGGAGAGCUAAAGACGUACCUACUGUAGUUGAAAGAUACGCAGACAUCACUCGACAACUCAGUGAGCUCCGUUCGUCCAUGAACCUUUCUCAAGCCAUCGUGUCUAGUCACACAGACUCUGUCAAGGACGCUACGUCUAAGUAUGAAGAGCUUCUUGAGAGGUCUUUUGAUAAGGAGGUAACAGGAAGUAUAGCGGCACCCAUUACCAAAUCCAUAAAACAGCUAACACAGAUUGGGGAAACAUUAAUGGACAUGAUGGAUGCCUUCACAGUCCAGCUAGGCAGCAUCUCUAAUACAUCUCAUGCUACGCUUGUGGAGAGAACUGCGCAACUUUCUCACACAUAUAUUCAGGAAGGUGUUGUAGACAAACUUCUGAGCGGGGCUGUGCUAGAUUCUACAAUUCGAGAUAGUGCUCCAGCAAUUUCCUUGCUGGCCGCAGAUCUUGAGAAGGAUUGUUUGGCCACUGCUGACGGUGCCUCAGAGGGCACCUUUGCUAUGGUUACCAACAUGGCCGUGUGCUCCAUCUCAGAUCUGAUCAGUCGCUUUGAGGCUUCUGUAGCGUCUGCAUUCUCAACCCUGGUUUCUAAUUUCCACCUUACGCCUGUUAUUCAGACUGGUGGGUCUUCUUUGCAGACCCCUGCUUUGGCGACACCCAAUGUACGGCCCAUUUCCCUCGCCCAAACACAUACUGAAUUUGUCUAUGGAGUAGUUACCCCAUCUGUUCCUCUUAAUAAGAGCAUCUCAAAUAAAGAGCCCCUAGCUACUAUGCAAAAGCUCAACGAGUCCGGCAAUCCAACUCCAACCAAAGCACCCACAGGAGCGUCACCACCUCAAAAAUAA